Andrographis paniculata is the source of this 3886-nucleotide messenger RNA. Its product is annotated as homeobox-leucine zipper protein REVOLUTA-like. The record is from RefSeq and is a predicted model, not a curated record. The transcript has 17 exons. Gene Ontology annotation, molecular function: lipid binding; DNA-binding transcription factor activity. Bases 1661 to 3679 code for a protein of 672 amino acids. NCBI's taxonomy places the organism in Eukaryota, Viridiplantae, Streptophyta, Magnoliopsida, Lamiales, Acanthaceae.
UUGAUUAUGCCUCUUCUUCCCGCUCCUCUGUAAUCCCUCGCAUAAAUAACUAUGGUGGAAAUCAAUUAAGGCUUCUUUGGGGGGAUAGAUAUUUGCCCCAUUUGUGGAUCGAAACCAUCCCUGAGAUGGAUUCUUUACACUCACCACCUACAUUUUGUGGAUUGAGCCAUUCUUUUGUAAAUACAUAUAUAUAUUCAUUUUAAUUUUUUGUGUAUGAAUUUAUCUUGAUAUUGUGUAAUUAAAUGUACAUUUUGGGUUUGAGUAAAGAUUAAUGUUUAAUUUGUGGACAAGGGAUACAUUUAAGGCUCAUUUAUUGAAUUUUUAUCAGCAGCUUAGUGUGGUUAGUUGACAGCUUGAUGUUUGUGUUAGUGACUGCAAAUCUAGGAGCCACCAUUCAAAAUUUGGGAGGCCUGGGUGUGUCAGGGAGUCCCUAUGCAUGUUCUCCUUUAGUAUUAGUAUAUAUUGGACUCCAUUGUUAAUUGUUAGCAGUUAUUUGGUCUCUCAUACAUUUCAAGGUAGAUGUAUUUGACGUAAGCAGUCUACAGUGAGUUUCAGAUUGGUAUUUGUGGUAAUUUGAUACAAAUUUCUUUUAUGAUGUGGGGCUUUUGUACUUCUCCGUAGGAUUGAUUAUCCGUGUUUUGUAUGCUUAUUCAUCAACUGAACAUGGCUUGGUCGAAUACUGAUUUUAUAUCUUCUUCAUGUAAGAAACAAGAUAUCUUGAUGCACAUCCAUAGACAUAUAGUCAAGUAAUUUAUUUGGAUAUGUUUCUAUAGUCUUGUAUUAUUGUGUCCACGUAAUGCAAGCGUAGACUUAUAGGAUUAUGCUGUAAAACAUUGGGUUUGUGAAAGCAUUCACGAGUUUUGAUGUCAUGAUUCCUGUAAUUCAGAGGUGAAGUUUGGUGGAUGAAAGUAGAAUAAGAAAGUUCCGAUCUUUGUAAAAUGUUUGAGGUUAAGGCCACAUAUUUGGUAUCCAGCAGAUCAAAUAAUGUUUUCGAAGAGAUAUUUGACAAUCUUGUAAAAUUGUAGUAUUGCCCGUUGGUGAAAUGUUUGAUCAAGAUUACAUUUAGUUUUCUAGAAUUCAUAGAAAAUUGACACCUUUUUGGUCUGGACAAGCUAAAAUGCAAACUAAAAGACAACAGCCAGUGGCUUCAGGGACUUAAUAUGCCGGCAACUUAAUUGUUACUUUUGGAUAUUUGCUGGGUUAUUUAAACUGACAUCUUGUAACUUAUUUAUUUCCUAUCUGCUUACAUGCAUUUAUAAGUUGUAGCUCACAAACACAAUUCUUAGUCCAAAAAUCUGGUGUUGAAUAUACUUAUGAGCUCUAAGUUCAUGUCCUGGAGUUUUGGUUGAUGAUGAAAAGAAGUGGAAACACAAGUGGCGGUGAGAGUAGCAAGAGGGAAAAUACAUCCACUCAGGAGGUUCGGUGAUAUACCUGAUACACAGAAGAGCAAGCUGAUGACCUUGAAAAAUUUUAUACAGAAUGCUCGAACCCAAGCAAUGCACAUCACCUCCAGAUUAUUCAGUAACAGCCACUUCGGAAGGACAUUGACAUAAAACAACUGAAAGUUUGGUUUCAAAAGCGCAGUUAUUGUCUUCAACAAACUUUGAAGUUUGAUCUGCCCUGUCUGCCUUAAGCCAAUAAUCUUCCAAUAUCUGUCAAGAUGGCGAACACAAGCCUUUUCUUGCUGGCUGAGGAAACAAAGAGAGAAUUCCUCUCUAAAGCUAUUGGAGAAGCUAUUACCUGGAUACCGGUUCCUGCACUGAAGCUUAAUAACCCUGGCUCCGCUGGGACUUUCUAUGUCUCAUCUGCUUCCAUUGGCGUAGCAGCAAAAGCAUUCAUUACAAUGCGUUCUGAACCUAUUGAGACAAUGGAAAUUCUCAAAGACAAGCCAUCUUGGUCAUCAUAUUGCCGCAAUAUGACUGUUAUUGACACCUAUCAGGUCAAUAAUGGUGGAAAGAUCGAAUUUGUCUACACACAGUAUUAUGCUUCUACAACCAUGGCUUGUGCUCGAGACUUCUGGACACUUCGAUACACUUCUGUAUUAGAUGAUGGCAGCUAUGUGGUAUGUGAAAAAUCAAUUUCUGACCGUGAUGUUUCGCCGACAUCACCAACAUCACUAGAGUCUGUGAAAGGAAAUAAGCUUGCUAGUGGCUUUAUGAUUUGCCCCAUUGAAGGGGGAUCAAUCAUUUAUAUGGUUGAACAUUUGGAUAUGGAGGCAUCUAAUGUACCAGUGUUGAUAAGGCCCCUUUAUGAGUCAUCUGAACUUGUGGCCAAGCAGAUGAUUGCUGCUGCACUUCAUUAUGUUGAACAUAUUUCCAAUGAGAAGAGUGGUAACGUGGAAGAUUGCCGUCUGCAGCCUGAACUUUUGAGAACUCACAGUGAAAAAGUUCACAGGAGCUUCAAUGAUGCUGUCAAUGGUUUUCGCGAAGAUGGAUGGAUUACUCUGAAUGCUGAUGGCACUGAUGAUCUUAUUAUGUCCAUCAAGGCAGUAAAUAUUCCCAAAGCUACUGGUCCAGCUUAUGAUAGUGUUCUUUGUAUAAAGUCUGGAUUUUUACUUGAGAAUGUUAUUCCUGUGAACAUGACGAGAGCUCUGAAAGAGCGUCUCUCAUCUUGGAUCGACUUUGACUUCAGUGAUCAUUCUGAAUCAUAUUCGACUGCUGUCUGCUUCGCCUAUCCAUCGAAGUGUUCACAUAAUUUUUCUGAAAAACCUAUGAUGUUUGGCUACACCAAUCAUAAGAAUGAGGCAUUCGAAGUAAUGCGGUAUCGAGGCAUAUUGGAUCGCCUACCUAGUGUUUCUUCUACAGAGAUUUAUCACAUGCUGAUGAUUAAUGGAAUGGAAGACACUGGGUUUGGGCUUAGCUCGGACCUAUUAUUUUCAGCACCUGACAGAAAAUUGCCUGCUGAAUCUUUUCUAUUAACAUUCGGAUUCCGAGUCAUAUUGUUGGGUUCAAUACCAGGUACCGAUCCGUCAGUCAAUUUGGCACAAGAAGGGACAUCUUAUGCUAUGAGUGAAGUAGCAAAUUAUGGCCUACCACCUGCGCUAAUGACUGUUGCCUUUCAGUUUCCUUAUGAAGGAGAUUGUCAUGAAGAUCUAAUAGACAUGGCUCAAAGCUAUGUUCGCCAUGUUAUUUCAAAUGUGAAAAGUAUUGCUAUGGAAAUAAUGCUGGCAGGAGCACAGCAUGACAGUAACCCUGCUAUAGCUAAUCCAAAUGAAACUGCUGUAUCUCCAGCAUCAACCUUUGCUGAAAACCUUGCUGCUUUGAUAUGUCGAAGCUAUAAAUUGACUACAAGCCUGGAUUUGCUCUGGGUCAAUCCUCCCGCCACUUUGUUGCAAGCACUGUAUCGCCACCCAUUCUCUAUCAUAUGUUUUACAUUCUCGUCUAUCCCGGUGUGCAUAUAUGCAAACCUACAAGCACUCAUGAUGCUAGAGACGACGACAAACAACAUGCAAAUGGUCACUGUGGAUAAUCUACUCGGGGCCUUUAAUGAAGAUGACAAGCUGUAUACCCUCCUCCCACAGAUAAUGCAGCGGGGAUAUGUUGUUUUAUCACCGGGAUUUGGUAAAACAGCUGCUAAUCGUCGGUUUAGAUACAGGAAAGGAGUGGUGUGGCAGGUGCGCGGCUACGACAAUUCCAUCCAUUGCCUUGCUAUGGCAUUUUACCAGUGGGCGUUGGCCUAAAAGGUUCGACUUGAAUUGUGUUUGUCUGUGGAGAGAAUGACUGUUUGUUGGCUCUAUUUCGUCUUGUCUUGUUUGUUUUUCAGUUAUGGUCUUGUUGUUUUUCAUAAUAAAGGUCUUGACGGUUCUAAGUCAAGUCCCAAAUUGCUCGGCUACGCGAUGCUGCCGAAUGCUUUUGUUUGCGACUUCAUUUGGUUUGAAUAAUGAGAA